AUGGCUGAAGAAAUUACCAAGUUGAGUCAAGAAGAAAUGGACGUAGUGAUAUACGAUUCCAGAGUUGGUGAUUUGGAAACAUUGAAGGAAAUAUUUGAUCUUGAAAAGUUAAUUACUCCAAAGACAUUGACAGUUAUAAAAGAUGAUAUCACAUCAAGUACACCAUUACAUAUGGCUGCUGCAAAUGGUCAUUUGGAUGUAGUUAAAUAUUUAUUACUGUUGGUUGAUAAAGAUGAUGUCAAAGAAUUUCUUGAAGCCAAGAAUGAUAAUGGAAAUACUGCCUUGCAUUGGGCCUCAUACAAUGGCCACUUGGAGGUCGUUCAAUAUUUGGUGGAAGAAUUCGAGGCUGAUCCUUUUAUUAAGAAUAAUUCAGGUCAUGAUUCUAUUUUCGAGGCCGAACUGAAUGGGAAAACUGAAGUUGAAAACUGGUAUUUGAAGAAAUUUACCCCAGAAGAUGCAUUUGAUGUUGAAGAAAAUGAAGCUGAAGGAACCACAAAGAUCACUUAUCAACCUGGUAAAGAAAGUAAACUAGCUGAUGAACAGGCUAGAGAUGCUGUGUUUAAGUCAAGUAUAGAGAAAGACAGUAGUGCUGAUUUGGAGGAGAAAACAGCAGAAUUGGAUAUAAAUAAAGAUUAG
Candida tropicalis MYA-3404 is the source of this 636-nucleotide messenger RNA. RefSeq lists its product as uncharacterized. The coding region runs from base 1 to 636 and encodes 211 amino acids. The transcript has a single exon. Lineage: Eukaryota; Fungi; Ascomycota; Pichiomycetes; Serinales; Debaryomycetaceae. The record is from RefSeq and is a predicted model, not a curated record. Gene Ontology annotation, molecular function: protein binding.